This is a messenger RNA of Amoebophrya sp. A25, 1914 nucleotides long. Lineage: Eukaryota; Dinophyceae; Syndiniales; Amoebophryaceae. The record is from the annotation of a GenBank genome assembly.
CAAAAACGAACCGAAAGAUUGCAGGAUGUGCAUCUGCAGUAUAAGUUAAGAAGAUAAAUAAAAUGUUGAGGAGAUUAUAGGUUUAGGUAAGUGGUUUUUUUUAUCAAGAGCUCUAAGAAACGAGGUCAAGGCGCUGAUCAUCCGCCCUCUCUGCGAAGCGGGCGCGAUCUAAGGAAUGUUGGAAGAAUAGAGAAGUGUUGUUCCAUUAGGGUACCACACUGGGAGGGGACGAAGAGGUGGUAAAGAGUCUCCAAAGGGGAAAGAUGUGGACGAGGUAAAGAAUUUUUUGGGUGUAGGUGUAGGAUUGGGAUUUGGAGGUGCAGGACUGAGAUUAGGGCAGAGAAUAUUCAAAAAUCCAGUACGUGCACAAGAUGGAAGUAGUAGAUAGGAGUUUCGAAGAAAAUUCAAACAGAGUACUACGUUGAAGUUGUUACAGAAAUAGAUCCAAGACGUUGCAGACUUAAAAAAGAAAGUUGUUGAUCAAAAAGAUUGUGUCGCGAUAAGUUUACUGUCGCUAGAGCGACGUUAUGAGAUUAGCAUUGUAGAACGUUAUGAGAUUAGACUGUGUAUUUUUGUUAGAAGAAGCCAUCCUGAUGUACAAAGAAUGAAGAUUUUCUAAUUGAACCUGUAACAGCAACAACUAUGAAAAAAAGUCGCGUGUUUACAUCCAAUUUUGGGAACGUUAAGUAGAAGCGAGUCGUGUUUAAUCAUUUUUUUUUCGAGGCAAAGACAGAGUACGACAGAGGACUAUUUUUAUGUGCGAACUACAUCUUCAAGGACCAUCACGACAAGACAAGUCAGCGUAUUUCAGAAAGAAGUGCUAAAAACAGCUACAUAUAACUGCAUGAUAGAACGGACUUCAUUCGAAUUGAAUGACACAAGAAUAGAGGACCACGGAACGCUUGUUGUAGGAAAAGAAUUAUCUUCGUAUCGAGAAUCGAAAGAGGCAAAGACCUUCGUAUGGAAUUUCACCGGUGUGUCAGUACAAGUUUUGAAGGAGCAAACUAAGAAGUAUUCAAAGGAGGUCACUAAAAGCUAGAAAUGAGCAAGUGACAGAGCAUAUAUGCUGAAUUGGAUGAACAUCGAGAAAGAGUGGCAAAUGAUUGCCUACUAUCCGAAGCAGACAGUCUCAUUGAAAAGUCUUUUUUUCAGAAUUACUAAAAAAAGUCGUGAAGGUGUAACUUAUUAUGAAGAAUGCUUGUAAUUCUAUUGUUCCCCUAUUCCCGUCAAGGUAGAACUUAUUGCUGUAAGCAAGCUUGAGAAGGCCAAAAGCUAGAGCAUGUUGUAUUUCAUCAUGAGGUCGUAGGAGGACAGAGAUCAUGAUUCACAUUGCGUCCCCUACCUCUAUCAGUAAAUAGCAAGUUUUACGAAGAACAACAGCUGAUAAUUGAAUAUCAUGAAGGUUGGUUAAGACUACUUGUAUGGACAACGAGCACCAGCGACAAAAGAUGGUCUGCAGUUGUAGUAGAAAAAGUUGAUUGAAAAAAUACGGAUUUCCGAAGCUUGCUUGUUUUUCUGGCGGGCCCCCACCUAAUCUAACUGCGUUGAGGCGAACUUAGAUUUGACAAUCAGCAGGUAGAGGUGUCUUUCUUCUCCAACACGUUGAAAAUUUUAGAGGUCUAAGCAUAAGAAUUCCAAGAGUAGGAUGUGCAUGUAAGCAGCUGUCAUAAGAUACUUAAUGUGAGUCCCUCGAAAGCGGCAUAGGUAUUAAUCCCCGAUCGGAAUCAAGUAUGACGUACGAAAUUUUGUCAUAUCAAAGAUGACCCAGCAGAAAAAAGCACACCCCGUGCCGUGCAGAAAAGAACUCCAGUCAUGAAAACCCCUGUCAUAGGAAGGAAAACUGCUGUCAUAAGAAACAGUGUCAUUUUCAAAAACAGUGUCACCAAUCAUCAGCUGUCCUGAAAGCCGCAACAU